AACUUGCUUUCGUAAUUAGUUCUGGAGUUAUGCGAUAUGUGGACGAAUAAUCAGAUCAUGGCUAUAAAAAUGUCACCAAAUGCCUUAGUUGAGCAUCAGUAACAAUUUAUCCGUCGUAUUGUGAAGACUUUUCCUUUAAUCAAAUCAACAUGAAGUUCGCUAUCGUCGCCGUAGUCGUGUUUGCUUUGGCCAUCACCUCUGCUCAAGCAUCUGUAGUCCCAUUGAUUUUGGGCGCCCCAGCUCCAAUUUCAUACACUGCUGUUCAUGGGCCAACAUUGACAAUUGCUGGUCUUCCAUCUGUAGCUGUUCAUUCACCAGCUGCUGUUGCUGUUCAUGCUGCUCCAGUUGUUGUCCCAGCACCAGUUGUUGUUGCCGCUGAAGGUACUUAUGUGGCUAAGACUCGUGGUGCUGUGCAUGUUGCUCCAUUGCCAGGUCAUUUGAAUUCUGCUGCUUCAGUGAACUUGGAACCAGCACCAGGAACAAUAUAAACAAAAGAACUUACAUCACAUAAACCUAACUCUGACUUGGAUAUAUAGUUCAUUUGACUUGCAUAUAGAAAAUAUUUUCAAUCCAAACAAAACAUCAUCUCAGUAUCCUUGACAAUCGAAUGGUGCUUCAUCGCAAUAUUAAAAACAUCAAAGCUAUCUAGUAAUUUUUUGAUUUUAAUUUUUUUUUGUUUUUAUUUUUUCAAAUAAAUGUUAAAAAACAUUUUUAAAUAA
Molecule: messenger RNA, 719 nt
Organism: Eupeodes corollae
Lineage: Eukaryota; Metazoa; Arthropoda; Insecta; Diptera; Syrphidae
Product: adult cuticle protein 1-like
Exons: 2
Coding region: 150-488 (112 amino acids)
Source: RefSeq, a predicted model, not a curated record